This is a messenger RNA of Myzus persicae (green peach aphid), 2353 nucleotides long. It is a transcript of the gene mtm, whose product is annotated as myotubularin-related protein 2. NCBI's taxonomy places the organism in Eukaryota, Metazoa, Arthropoda, Insecta, Hemiptera, Aphididae. Gene Ontology annotation, molecular function: phosphatidylinositol-3,5-bisphosphate 3-phosphatase activity. The record is from RefSeq and is a predicted model, not a curated record. Bases 383 to 2257 code for a protein of 624 amino acids. The transcript has 12 exons. Gene Ontology annotation, biological process: dephosphorylation.
ACGGUAAUGUGACAGUUAAUUUUAUGUGGAACGCUCGUUCAUCAAAUAUCCGCUGAGUUCCCCUUCAAGUUUUUUUCUAAAUCAAGCGCUGAAAUACUGAAUUGAAAUAUUAGUUUUAAUUAAAAUUGAGUUAAUAAAUAGUUCGUGACAUAUGACUGUUAAAUAUCCGAAGUAAAUGCUGAAUUUAAACACUGUGAUAUGAUUUGUGACCGCCACAAUUGUGUUGAUAAGAUUUUUGUAACAAGUGGUGACUGGCAAGUGCAAAUGUGCAAUUGAGAUUGUCAACGUAUUAAUACCUAAUGUCCUAUAGUCUAUAAACAAAGAACUUGAGUGUCUUGUCAGACCUAGCUUCUCAGUCAGAGUACUCUGCAAAUAUCAAAAUAUGAGUUCAGAUUCAGAUUCCAAAUCAAGUUCUUUAAAUUCAAAAGUCGAACAAGAAGAAUCGGAAUCAAAUUCGCCUACUAAAAGCCGUCGAUCAACAAGUUCUACAUCUAAUGAAAUUCCAACUUUAGGAGACAUAAAAUUAAGAAAUAAAGUAUCAGAAAAUGUUGCUUCUGGCCGUUCAGAUGAUCCACCAUUAUUAUUAGGAGAGAAAGUACAAGGUGUGGCUCGAGAUGUCACUUAUUUAUGUCCAUUUAGUGGUCCAGCAAGAGGUUGGUUAUCUGUCACCAACUAUAAAUUAUACUUUAAAAGUCUAGAACGGGAUACUCAGCUAGUUAUUGAAGUACCAUUGGGUGUGGUGAGUAGAGUAGAAAAAGUUGGUGGUCAAUCAAGUCGAGGAGAAAAUUCAUAUGGUAUUGAAUUAUUUUGUAAAGAUAUGAGAAAUUUACGCUUUGGUCAUAAACAAGAGAAUCAUUCAAGACGUAAUGUGUUUGAAAAACUUCAACAAUAUGCAUUUCCUUUAUCUCACAGUAUUCCAAUGUUUGCUUUUGAAUAUACUGAAACGUUUCCAGAAAAUGGUUGGAAUGUUUAUGAACCUAUGGCUGAACUCAAGAGAAUGGGUGUGCCAAAUGAUACAUGGCACAUUACUAAACUGAAUGAUGGCCAUGAUCUUUGCGAGACUUACCCUGCAAUUUUAGCUGUCCCAGCUGGAGCAACAGAUGAAAUUAUAAGAAAUGCAGCAGCUUUUAGAAGUAGAGGUCGAAUACCAGUAUUAAGCUGGUUACAUUCUGAAUCUCAAGCCACCAUAACUAGGGCAUCUCAACCUUUAGUUGGUGUUGGGGGGAAGAGGUGUCGUGAUGAUGAGAGAUAUACUCAACUUAUAAUUGAUGCAAAUGCACAGUCACAUAAACUUUAUAUUAUGGAUGCGAGGCCCAGUGCCAACGCAAUUGCCAACAAGGCUAAAGGAGGCGGUUAUGAACCAGAAGAUGCUUAUCAAAAUGCAGAGUUAAUAUUUCUCGAUAUACAUAAUAUUCACGUAAUGAGGGAAUCUCUGAGAAAACUUAAAGAAAUAUGUUUCCCAAAUAUUGAUGAAACAAAAUGGUUGUCGGGAAUUGAAUCUACAUAUUGGUUAAAACAUAUUAAAUGUAUACUGGCUGGAGCUUGCCGUAUUGUCGAUAAAGUAGAAAAUCAUAAAACUUCAGUGCUAGUUCAUUGUUCUGAUGGAUGGGAUCGCACAGCGCAGUUGACUGCAUUGGCCAUGGUACUUUUGGAUCCAUAUUAUAGAACAAUAAAAGGAUUUGAAGUAUUAAUUGAAAAGGAAUGGCUUAGUUUUGGUCACAAAUUUCAACACAGAAUUGGCCAUGGAGAUGAUCACCAUUCAGAUGCAGAUCGAUCACCUGUUUUUCUACAGUUUAUAGACUGUGUUUGGCAGGUGACAUGCAUGUUUCCAAAUGCAUUUGAAUUCAAUGAGUUAUUUUUAAUAACUAUUAUUGAUCAUUUAUAUUCUUGUAGAUUUGGAACAUUUCUUUUCAACAGUGAAAAAGAGCGCUUACAAAAAGAAGUGAAACAAAAAACUGUUUCACUUUGGUCUUACAUUAACAGUGAUCAAGAUUUAUAUAAAAACCCUUUAUACUGGCCCCAGCAACAUGCUCUUGAACCAGUUGCUUCAUUGCGCUACAUUAAAAUGUGGAAAGGACUGUAUUGCCGAUGGAAUCCAAGCAUGAGACCACAAGAACCAAUUCAUCAAAGAACAAGAGAACUUCUACAUAUGAAAAUGCAAUUAAUGAAAAUUUCAGAUGAUUAUCGACGAGAGCUCAAACAUAAAGCAUCUAGAAACACUUCUAGCAACCGUUUAACAUCUCCCAUACACAUUUAAACUAUACAAUUAUGAAUACUGCAUUACAUCUCAUUAAUUUGUUAGACCUAUUUAUUUUAUAUUUUUUAUUGUUAUUAAAGAAAAUUAUAAAUCAUA